Salvia hispanica is the source of this 1363-nucleotide messenger RNA. The record is from RefSeq and is a predicted model, not a curated record. Lineage: Eukaryota; Viridiplantae; Streptophyta; Magnoliopsida; Lamiales; Lamiaceae.
AGGCGACUGAGGCUCCUCCGCCUCUUCAAACCCACACAUAAACCCUCAAUUCCAUAUCCAAACCCUCACAAUUUCACUAAUUUAGGCGAUUUCACUUUUCCAAAAUCAAAUCCCUAAAAUCUAGGGUUUUCAAUUUCAAUUUCGAGCUAUGGCGGCGAGAAGCGAAUCGGAUCGGAUAAAGGGCCCGUGGAGCCCGGAGGACGACGAGCUGCUCCAGAAGCUGGUGGAGAAGCACGGCCCGCGGAACUGGACGCUGAUCAGCAAGUCGAUCCCCGGCCGAUCGGGGAAAUCGUGCCGGCUGCGGUGGUGCAACCAGCUCUCGCCGCAGGUGGAGCACCGCGCCUUCACGCCGGAGGAGGACGAGACGAUCGUGCGCGCCCACGCGCGGUUCGGCAACAAGUGGGCCACCAUAGCCCGGCUCCUCUCGGGCCGGACCGACAACGCCAUCAAAAACCACUGGAACUCGACGCUCAAGCGCAAGUGCGUCUCCAUGUCGGAGGAGUUCAACGACUUCGACCCCGAGGCGCGGCCGCCGCUCAAGCGAUCGGCCAGCCUCGGGCCGGGCUCGAACCCUUCCGCUUCGGGCUUCUUUUUCAACCCGGGCAGCCCGGACGGGUCGGAUGUCAGCGAUUCGGGUAAUUUUAUGUGUCGGGCUGUUGCCCGACCCGACCCGGUCACUUCGCUUAGCCUCUCGCUACCCGGAUCCGACCCGAGCCCGAGCCCUAGCCCUGAUUUGAGAUCGGUUUCGGAAAUUGACCCCCAAAUUGUGGCGGCUCCUUCGAUUAAACCGGUUCCGGUGGCUAAUCUGCCGCCGCCGCCUCCUCCGCCGCCACUGGUGCCGGCGGCGUUUAUGCAGAAUCACCAAUUUGCCCCCGCUGCGGCGGAGAAGCAGUUUUUCAGCGCAGAGUUUUUGGCGGUGAUGCAGGAGAUGGUGAGGAAGGAGGUGCGGAAUUAUAUGGCGGGAGCGGAGGAGAAGGGAUUGUGUAUGCAGAGCGAGGCGAUUAGGAAUGCGGUGGUGAAGCGGAUGGGGAUUAGCAAGAUUGAUUGAUUGAUUGAAUCGGCGGAGGUUGAAGAAGAUUUUGGGGAUUCAGUGAAGGGGGAAAUGAUAAAAAAACAAAACUUUUUUUUUUGGGAGAGGAAAUGUUUUGGUUUAAUUUGAAGAUUAGUAAGAUUGAUUUCAAUCUUUGGUUAGAGAGGGGGAGAAAUAACUUUGGGGUUGUACAGUAGAGAAAAGGGAGGUGGAAAAAAUGGUGGUGAACUGGUGAUCAAGAAAUUCAGUGAGUUGAUUUUCGAUGUGAGGAAUUGGGGAAAAGAAAGUUUUAAUCUCGUUAAAUUCAAUAUUUACAUUUUCUCUGCUGUUCAA